Molecule: messenger RNA, 2431 nt
Organism: Chaetomium fimeti
Lineage: Eukaryota; Fungi; Ascomycota; Sordariomycetes; Sordariales; Chaetomiaceae
Product: WD40-repeat-containing domain protein
Exons: 4
Coding region: 37-1977 (646 amino acids)
Biological process (GO): maturation of SSU-rRNA from tricistronic rRNA transcript (SSU-rRNA, 5.8S rRNA, LSU-rRNA)
Cellular component (GO): nucleus; 90S preribosome; small-subunit processome
Molecular function (GO): protein binding
Source: RefSeq, a predicted model, not a curated record
GGAAAUUUCUUGUCGAGGCAAUACCCAUCAUCCACCAUGAAGUUAACAAAUCCUGGGACAGUUCCUGUAUACACUGUCGCGGGGCCAUCCACGGCCAGGCCGCUGCCAGAUUGGCUUGCGCGCCGUAGGAAGAGAUCGUCCAAGUACGACCCCGAGAACCUCAACAAUUUCGAGUUGCUCCAAGAAUUCGAGUUUGAAGAAGGCAACAACUGCGUCCGAAUCAGCGAAGAUGGCAACUGGAUCAUGAGCACAGGGACAUACAAGCCCCAGUUUCAUGUUCAUUCAACGCAAGAGUUGUCCCUGUCUUUCUCCCGCCAUACGAAAUCCGAGAACACGACGUUCCUCUUCCUCGGUUCCGACUACACCAAGAGUUUACACUUGCAGAGCGACAGGUCGCUGGAGUUCCACACACCAAUGGGAUGUCACUAUGAAGUGAGACUCCCGCGGUUUGGCCGUGAUCUUGCAUAUCUGCGCCAGAGUACCGAAGUGCUCAUCCCUUCGGUCGGGCUGGGUGCAGAUGGAUCCGGUUUUGGCGAGGUCUUCCGCUUGGAUUUGGAAAGAGGCCAGUUUCUUCGCCCCUGGCAGAUCGACGUCGGCAAAGACGCAGAUGCGAGCGGAUUGCAGGGGAGCAUACACGUCGGCUCUGUCAACGUGGCAGCGGUCGCGGAGAAGACACACGGUCUCUGCGCGUUCGGUACAUCGAUCAGCACAGUCGAAUUUUACGACCCGCGGAGCAAAGGGAGAGUAGCGGUCCUCGGAGGUCACGACGGCGAGGUCACCGCGUUGGACUACAGCGAUGACGGCUUGUCGCUUGCUCUGGGUACGAGCACCGGUCAAAUUCGCGUGUUCGACCUGAGAAACCCGCGUCCUCUCAUGAAGAAGGACCAGGGGAUGGGACUUCCGAUCAAGAAUCUAAUCCACUUAAAGACGCCGACUGACGAGCGUAAGCUUCUUUCGGCCGACAAGCGGAUCAUCAAAAUCUGGGACGAACAUACGGGGGAUCUUUGGACAUCGGUUGAGCCGUUGGUUGAUCUAAAUCACGUUACUCAUAUUCCAGAUUCAGGCAUGAUCUUGACUGCGAAUGAGGGAAAGCACAUGCACUGCUUCUUCAUCCCGAACCUGGGACUGGCCCCGAAGUGGUGCCACUUCCUGGACAACUUAGUUCAUGAAAUGGAGACCGAGACGCAGACCGAGACAUACGACAACUACAAAUUCCUCACAAAACCAGAGCUAAAAUCUCUCAGCCUGGACCAUCUCAUUGGGAAAACCAACUUGCUCCGGCCGUACAUGCACGGUUACUUUGUUGCUGCUAAGCUGCACGAUCAGGCCCGCCUCAUCGCCAACCCAUACAUCUGGGAAGAGGAGCGGGCGAAGAGAGUCCGGGAGAAGGUUGAGAAGGAGCGCUCCAGCCGCAUCAGAGGUGUUAAGAAGGUCAAAGUCAACCAGAAGUUGGCGGACAAGAUCCUGCAGCGGCAAGAGAGGAGAGCCAAGGUGGACGUUGAAGCUGGCGUCCUCGGCGAUGCUCGCUUCGGCAAGAUCUUCGAGGAUGAGGAAUUCAAGGUCGACGAAACCAGCUAUGAGUUCCGAGCGCUCAACCCCAGCACUAGAGUGGAGGGGGCCGCGGAGCAGGAUGUGCGUUUCGCCGCCAAUUCGAGCGACGACGAGAGCGACGACGAGAGCGACGACGAGAGCGACGACGAGUCCGAACCCGAAACCAGGAAGCCCAAGGACGACGUGGUCAUGCAAGUAUCCUCUUCGACGACGAAGGGCGGCAAGAUUAGAGACACGGCGAUUGGCUCCAGGGCUCAAAAACAAACACGCACCGCAAAGAUCCGGACGAACGAGGUUGUUGGUGAACAACAAGUCACAUUUGUACCAGAAUCCAAGAAGAAGAGCAAGCCACAACCAGCGCCGGCACCGAGCAGCCGACAAGACAGCAGGAGGAGCGCAAGCACCAACACCUUCCGCCGGUUAUAGACGCCUCUUCCACUCCAGUCCAGACCCUAUAUUAUACAAGCAAAAUUGUGGUAUCCUGGGGUUCAUUCCCUUUGUACAUCAACAUCACAGCCAUGAAUCCAGCGUCCCUCGUCGCUAUUUGUCCCUUCUAAUCACCGCGCCGCCAACUCUCCAACCCCUGUGCAGCAACCCACGGCCCCCAAUGUUUCGUUUUAGCAUCUCACUUGCGGCUGAAGUUUGCGCGCUUCUUCUUGGGCUUAUCAAGCCCCUUCUCCAAAUCCAAAUACUCGGGCUUGAUCCUCGGCGUUGGUGGUACGUCGUCCAUUCUGCUCCGGCCUUCCUUGACGGACUUGGGGAACUCGGAUCGCCGCGGCGUCAGAACGGUGACCACCUUCCUUGCCGACCUCCUGAUCGUUUCUCGGACUGUCCACUCGCGUUUCUUGGCGACGAAGAAGAGGACUGAACUGGCGACUGU